UUAAAUAACUUGCCUAGCUGACUCCAAGUCCACUGCGGACGUUUGGGAUCGAAGCGUCCGAACCCACAUCUAGCGUCUCCUCGUGAGCGGGGAGCGUUGUGGUUGAGUGCUGCUGCUGGAGUCACAUAGCGGUGCAGCUGCGGCAGCCCGGGUUCACCUCGGUCCUCAGAGGGAGCUCGUCCCGUCAGGCUGCGGUGCCGGAGAGCUUCCACAGGUUCAUCACAGGAGCUGGAGACACGGCGGGCAUCAUGACGCUGAGGAGAGUAAACGCGGUAGUCCUGAUGCUGCUGGCUGUGGCCUUCCUGAUCAUAGUCCAACGAAAUCUCCUCAACCUCAGCGACUUUCUACACAAGGAAAACCCAGAUGCAGGGGCGAUUCUUCCCUUCGAGGCCGAGCUGUCUCCGGCCCUUAAGCUGGAGUCGGCGAGGAAAGGAGAGGAGAUCCCUGUCCUCAUCACUGCUGCCGAGGAGAGACUCGGUGCCGUGGUUGCAGCCAUGAACAGUGUCUACCAGAACAGUAAAGCCAAUGUUGUCUUCACCAUUGUGACCUUGAAUGACACAGUGGAGCACCUAAAAGCGUGGCUAAGUGAGACCAAGCUGAAAAACAUCAACUACAAGAUAGUUGUUUUCAAACCCGAGCUUCUCAGUGGGAAGAUAUCCAAAGAUCCUCAGACACAGGAGGCUGCAAAACUGGUCAGACAGUUGACUUUUGCCAGGUUUUACCUGCCUGUAUUCCUGCCUGAGGCAGAGAAAGCCAUUUACUUGGAUGAUGACAUCAUUGUACAAGGGAACAUUCAAGAGCUUUAUGAAACCAACCUCAAAUCAGGACAUGCAGCUGCCUUCUCAGACGACUGUGAUUCAGCUUCUGCUAAGGGCAUUGUGCGGGGGGCUGGGAACCAGAACAACUAUAUGGGUUUCCUGGACUUCAAGAAGGCGUCAAUAAAGAAGCUGGGCAUGAGGGCCAACACAUGCUCCUUCAACCCGGGGGUCAUCAUCGCCAACCUGACUGAGUGGAAGAACCAGAACAUCACCCAGCGACUGGAGCACUGGAUGGAGCUGAACACACAGGAGGAUCUGUACGGUGAAACAAUGGCAGAGAGCAUUAUUACUCCUCCUCUCCUCAUUGCUUUCUACAAACGUCACUCCAACAUUGACCCCAUGUGGCACGUCAGGCACCUCGGUAAUACAGGCGCUGGAAACCGCUACUCCCCACAGUUUGUGAAAGCUGCCAAACUCCUCCACUGGAACGGACACUAUAAGCCCUGGGGCAGAGCAUCCUCUUUUUCUGAUGUGUGGGACAAGUGGUUUAUUCCAGACCCCACGGGCAAAUUUCAUCCUGUGCGCCGACACGAGGGGGACAGCUAGACUGAAAACGGGACCAACCAGAUCAGCUCAGACCAUGCAUUGUGAUACCUCAGGAAAUACGUUAGGCCUUGUCACUAGCCAACUCUCCGUUUAAAUUCUGCCAAACCAUCCUCUGAACAUAUUAAACUGUGUAGCCACUUUUUGCCUAUUCCAAGCUCACCUUAUCGCUUCCUUUGAAAUAGCUUUGACUCUCAUUUCUCUAAAUAUUCAGAUAAACGUUUGAAACCUGAGAGAUUUGCUGAUGAGGCCACGGUGAACUCAAUUUAUUUGAAUCCUAAAUGCGUUUUUAAUGUAACUUCAGAUCAGAUCGUGCAGCAAUGUUUAUUUCACCUACAUAAAAAAUGUUCUCUGCAGUUUUCAGAUGUCUGUCUGAAAAUGGCAUCAUGCUAAUCUUGCUUAGCCUCAAAUAGUGAAACUCAGCUCAAAACUUCCUGUGGAAAAGUCAUGAAUUUUAUUUCUAUCAAAAGCACAUAUCAGCGCCUUGUUUUAACACUUAGCUUAUGAUUUUAUAUGCAGCUGACUAAAAAAACUGCACCUCAGCAGAAAUGGAAGAACAUAAUGUUUGCAUACUAUUCCUAUGCUUUAUCAAGAUUUUUUUUAUACAUGCUGAAAAGCAUUUACCUUGCUGGUGUAAAUACUUUGUAAAGUGCAGAAAAUAAAAUACAUUUUUAAGCA
This is a messenger RNA of Pleuronectes platessa (European plaice), 2039 nucleotides long. It is a transcript of the gene glt8d1, whose product is annotated as glycosyltransferase 8 domain containing 1. NCBI's taxonomy places the organism in Eukaryota, Metazoa, Chordata, Actinopteri, Pleuronectiformes, Pleuronectidae. Gene Ontology annotation, cellular component: Golgi apparatus. The record is from RefSeq and is a predicted model, not a curated record. Gene Ontology annotation, molecular function: glycosyltransferase activity. The transcript has 9 exons. The coding region runs from base 249 to 1364 and encodes 371 amino acids.